Messenger RNA from Lactuca saligna, 1035 nucleotides. The record is from the annotation of a GenBank genome assembly. Lineage: Eukaryota; Viridiplantae; Streptophyta; Magnoliopsida; Asterales; Asteraceae.
AUGGAAAACGAGGUGAUCGAAUUCGACAUAGGACUAGGAGGCGGUGGAGAUGAUUCAGUAGCAAUUAUCGACGAUGAAGAGAUGACUGAUGAUUCUCCCACCGCCGCCAUGGUCGGAACCAGCAGUGGGAGUCUCUUCUUCGAUACUUCAACUUACGGUCCUCAACGCGACCUGGAUCUCGAGCCUUUUGAGGGGAUGGAAUUCGAAUCUGAAGAAGCUGCCAAGGGUUUCUAUAACUCAUAUGCUCGUCGUGUAGGUGUGAUACUUGAAGAAAGAGGUAAUGAUGCGUUUUCUGGUUAUUUGGAGUCACAUACUGUGAGGUAUAAUACCCUUCGGCAUGAAGCUUUUAAAUUUGUGGAAGAAGGGGCUGAAUCUGUUGAUACAUAUAAUGUGGCCAUGGUUGCUUUGGAAGAGGCUGCAAGGAAAGUUGCCAUGUCAGCAAAAAAUGAAGGAACAGGUUUUAUGGUUAAUGGGCGUAUCAGGGAAGAUUCUAGAAGCAAUGGGACACUGACAAAAAUGGAUAUUGGUAAUCAUUGUGGACAUUUGGAUCAGAAUUUAUCAGAGGAUGAGAUGGAUAGGAAGAUUGAAGAACUUAAGCAAGAGGUGGAUUCAGGUAGGAGAAAGUGUGAAGUUUAUAGGAGCAACUUGGUUUCAGUUUUGAGAGACAUUGAAGACCAUAAACAACAGCUAUCACUUAAAGUCCAGAUCAUAAAGUAUAGUAUGAAAGAUUGCUUGUAAGUAAACAAAACAAAGUAAAGUUUCUUCUUUUUCUCUUAUUAUAGCGAUAGCUGUAGCUGUUUUCUUGGCUGAAAGAGUAUUCUUUGAUGAUGCCCAAUUGCCCAUGCCCAACAUAUAUGUAUAGUUUCCUUAUCAUUAUUAUUAUUAUUCCAUCCAUUUUCAGCCUUCCCAUCUUUUGUUUUGUUUUGUUAUGCAAUAUGUGACACUUGAGAUAAUAAGCAUGGAAGAAAAUGAGAUGGGAAGUGAUUUUAAUCGUUUACCAUAUCCAUCAUCCAUCUCUUGGGAUAUCAAACAAUA